UUUCUAUUUUGAGGACAAUUACAAGGAAUCCAUGCGUGUCGGCCUGCGGGUCCAGCUUGGCAGCAAAAUCCAUGGUGCAGCGCGCGCGCCUUAUCCUCGCUCGCUACAGCUGAGGUAGUAAAAGGGAAAGAGGGAAUCAUCAUCGCUGAUCCAUGAUCGAGCGAACAGGAUCUCCCUCACCAAUCAAAUCAUCACUCUGUCUGAUGAAAACGGAUAGGAGAGGAGGAGGACACUACUGAACCAGACAAACUGUUCUCAGCUCAGCUGCCUCCUUGGAGCCAAAGGCCGUGUGUGAGCUGCUUCUUCUUCUUCUUCUUCCCUGGACAUGAAUUCCAGCCGGAGCCUCCUCACGUCGCCCCUCUUCCCUACCAGUUCUCCAAACUUCAGGGGCGCCGCCUCCUCACCAUCCCCCUCCCGCACCUCAGUUUGUGCAGUUCCGAUGAUACAUGACAGCACCGGCGGCCGAGCAUCCACCGCAUGCCACUACUCGCCGUCGCUCGUAGCAGAAGAGCAGCAUGCCCAUGGCGCGGUCUCCCUCAAGGGCGAGAAGGCCUUGCUGGAGUUCCUGCUGGACAUGGCUUUGGAACAGCACACGGAAGGGAAGAGCCUCACAGGCGAAGACGGGGCGGAGGGUGAGUUUGAGAGCUAUCUGCGAGGCCUGCAGCGGCAAGUCAUUUACCAGCAGGCGUUCGGUGAAAAGAACAGUUUUAUUCCCGUUACCACUUCAACGUCAACGCCGGACGCGCAAUCAGGUGCUAUUUUGGACCGUGGUGCAACCUCAGCAGCAACGGUGAUGAAGGAGGUGACAAUUUUGACAGAGGAAUCAGGCACAAGUGUCGAGUCGAAGCACCCUUACGACAAACUGUUGAGCAAUGGCCAAGUGUUCAUUCGAUCGACACGGUUGCUUGAGAGAAGAUCGAAGAAACGCAAUGUUCCUCGAGCAUCAACAAGCACUGAUGUUGUCCAGUGCAGUGUCGCCGACUCCAAGAAGAAAGACAGGCCAAAGAAGUAUGGCAGGGUUCUCGGUCCAGACGAACCCUUCAGGUUGUUCCUACGAGACCGCGAGACGACAGAGUUCCUGACGGCAAAGGAAGAGAGACACCUGUUCAGUCAGAUACAGAAUCUCAUGAGACUAGAGGAGGCUCAGCGUAGGCUAGAAGAGCAAUGUGGCCGCGAGCCGACCCUUCCGGAGUGGGCUCAGGCCGUAGGAAUGAGCUGCAAGGACCUGCAGUCGUCCAUACACAUCGGAAGGCGCUGCAGGGAGAAGAUGGCUCGCUCCAACUUCCGCCUUGUGAUACACGUAGCUAGGAAAUACCAGGGAUAUGGCCUUGACAUUGAGGAUCUAGUUCAGGACGGAUGCUGUGGGUUGAUGAAGACCUUCGAGAAGUUCAAUCCAAGCAAGGGAUGCAGGUUCCCGACGUACGCGUACUGGUGGAUACGCCAAGCAAUCAAAAAGUCUAUCUUCAAGCAUUCAAGACUGAUUCGGUUGCCGGAGAGCGUGUAUGCUCGUCUGAAAAAGGUGGGGAAAGCAAGGCUGGAGUGCAUCUUGGAAGGGGAGCAGCCUACUAACCAAAAUGUAGCUAGGCGUGCGGGCAUCUCGAUCGAGAAGCUGGCGAAACUCAAAGCAAAGACCAGAAAGCCACGAUCAAUGCAGGAUCAAGUUUGGUCCAACGACGCAGUCACCUUCCAGGAGAUCACGGAGGACCCGAACAUCGAUUCGCCGGACCUGGUGGUGGACAGGAUCAUGAUGAGGCAGCAGGUGCGGGAGUUCCUGGGCAUCCUGAGCACGAGGGAGAAGGAGAUCGUCGAGCACCGGUUCGGGAUCUACGACGGCGAGCCCAAGACGCUCCACGUGAUCGGCGACAUGUACGGCCUGUCCAAGGAGCGGAUCCGGCAGCUCCAGAACCGGGCCUUGGACAAGCUGAAGCGGAGCGUGUCGACGCAGGGGUUCGACGUCUACUUGGACCUGCUGACCUCGAACGACUAGGCGGCGCCUCAUUUGUUCUCGGUUCGAUUGUUCAUACAAAAGGAAACACACAUGUAUGUAUGUAUGUAUGUAUGUAUGUAUGUAUGUAUGUAUGUAUGUAUCCUAAGAAGCUAGAACCCCACUGACAUGUGCAAGCCUCCUAGAACUGAAGCAGAAACACAAACAACACACUUUCAGAGUUUCAGUGUCAUGCUUUUUGGCCGGGUGUAAGUAGUAAAAUUUCGCAGGAAAGCAAAGCUGGUGGUACAUACUACAUACAUACUGAUACUACAAUUAAUUUCUUGCAACCAACACACUUUGACCUUUCA
Messenger RNA from Hordeum vulgare subsp. vulgare (domesticated barley), 2295 nucleotides. RefSeq names its product RNA polymerase sigma factor sigF, chloroplastic. Bases 326 to 1987 code for a protein of 553 amino acids. The transcript is spliced from 9 exons. Lineage: Eukaryota; Viridiplantae; Streptophyta; Magnoliopsida; Poales; Poaceae. The record is from RefSeq and is a predicted model, not a curated record. Gene Ontology annotation, biological process: DNA-templated transcription initiation; regulation of DNA-templated transcription. Gene Ontology annotation, molecular function: DNA-binding transcription factor activity.